AUGGUGAGAUCGAAAGGCCCUGAUGACUGCAGGAUUCCCUCGUCCAUCUUCGAGAGAACCAAGUCAACGGCACCGGUGGAGUGGAGCGUCGCCUCCAAUGAAUCCCUGUUCAGCAUCCACGCGGGCAACUCCAGCUUUUCGAGGGAUUAUCUCUUCCUCUCCGGUAUGUCCGGCGAGCUGCCCAACUUCUCCAUCAGUCCUGGCCCACAAGCCCCGGGGGACGAUCUCCGCGCAGCUGCAAAAGCCGAGGCCAUGAAGGACGUCCCGGGAGCUGCUGCAAUUGGCCACAGCGAUGGAAGCAAACUUCCUGUUGAGAGCAACCGCCACUCUGCAAGCACCUCGCGCCAUUCUAUUGCAAGCAACCAGUCUUUUGCAUUCCCCGUGUACGUCUUUUCCUUCCCAACUCCUAAGAUCAUCCACAUCAACAAGAAGCCUGACGGAGGUCAGCUGCUUGCAGAUUUGCAGAAGCAAGGAGUGGGUCUGUGAAGGUUGAACGGACGCAGCACAAGCAGCAGCAGAAGAAGCCAGCAGAGCCAGAGGAAUCGUCCUCUUCAUCCCCUGCGGUGGCUCUCGGUGCUCAACAGAAAAGCUGGUUUUCCUGCUUCUGUUGCGGGUUCUAUCGUUGA
Molecule: messenger RNA, 626 nt
Organism: Spirodela intermedia
Lineage: Eukaryota; Viridiplantae; Streptophyta; Magnoliopsida; Alismatales; Araceae
Source: the annotation of a GenBank genome assembly